AUGAUGGGCCCCAGCUCCAUGCAUCGGUGCGUCGACUGCGCUGCGCCCCUGGUGGUCGUCCAUGACGCGAUUCCGCCUGCUUGCCUUCUGCCGGUGGAGUGCUCUGCACGUGGCUUGGAAGAGUCUUCGCGCCAAACUCGGCGAACGUCGUCCAGUUCUUCGUCGGUCACAGGGAUCUUCUCCGCGCCGCAAACCUCCCUUGUGGCUGCUGCCUUGAAAUCGGAUCAUCGAAAUCCGACGGGAGACGAGGUGAAAGUUUCGCCCCGCUCGCUCCCGGCGUCGUCAACGAGCCCCGGUGUAUGUACACCUCCGGGCCAGCGUUGUGCCUCUGAGCCAGUCCAGGCGUCGGACGCAGUUCCCGCGUCCUCGUGUGCCGGGGCCUCAGUUUCGUUGUCUUCCCCGCGGGCAACCAGAGCGCCUAGCGGGGAGUCUGGAUACCCACCUUCUUUGCAAGAUUCGUUCGUUCUUUUGUCUCCCCUCCCUGGAACUCAAGCGCCGUCCAGUCACCAUGAAAAGGUAGUCCCUGCGUCUUCGCCGACUGCCGCGAUGAACUCAGAGGCUCAGUCGCCUCCUGCCGCUUCGCCUCAGGCGCGUGCUCCCUGUGGGAUGCCUCGACAGACUCGCGAGGAAGAGCACCGUCAGCAGUUCGUCGCGCGACUCAACGACGGCGAGAACUGGACACAACUCGUUCUCGACGACGCGGCGCUCUGCGAGAAAUGCUUUUCGUCCACAAUGGGCGAGCUCGAGAAGCAACUGGAGGAAGAGCGAGCUCUGCUGCGGCAGUACACGAGGGCGCUGGAGAAGCUGAAGAAGCUGCGGGGAGAGACAGCGCGGCGGGGUCAGCAAGAAACUGCAGAGAGCGCGCGAGGCUCUCGUAAACGGGACUCUGGCACGCAGCGGGAGGUUCAGGAAGGAGUCGAGAACCUCUCGGCGAAACGCGACGGACCCCAACUCGACAGCUGGACCGCAAAGGCCCCCGAGGGGGCUCAGAAACGCGAAGACGUCUCGAUGCCUUCGCUGUGCCGUCAGGAAGGACGGACGACUCGCGAGGAAACCGGGGGUGGACAGAGGAGUCCUCUGCAUGAAGGUCGACGCGACGGAAAACAGGAAAGGAAGGAAGAAAACCAAGAGGAGCACCAGCGCCUUCGGCUCGCUCAGGAUCUCCUGGCCGCACAGCAGGAGUACGAGGAUGCGGAGGACGAGGAGGAGGAACUUCUCGAAGAAGUUCUGACUCUCAAUCUCCUGCAGCGUCGGCUUUGGCACCUUUCGUCUGCCCACCAGGGACGGGUCGCGCGGCAAGAAGAGGCAACGGCAGCCAUGCUUCGUCAGCGGGAAUACGUGAGUGAGCAACUGGAGAGACUCAAGCAGCUGAAUGUGAUGAACGAUGCGUUUCAUAUCUGGACGGACGGCGCGCUGCCGUCGAUCAACUCGUGCCGAAUUGGCCGACUUUCGUCGCCGGCGAGUCCAAGUUGGGCAGAGAUCAACAGUGGCUGGGGCCACAUGUGUCUGCUUCUGGAUGUCCUUUUCCGAAAGGUCUACGUCCAUCCUACCCACUACCGCUUGCUGCCGCGAGGCCCGUACUCCUGUUUAAUCAGGAGAAAAGACGACACUGUUCUGCCUCUUCAAGGCGGGGGUAAGGAGACCGGUCUCAGUCGCUUCUUUUACAAAAGCCGCCGUUUCGACGAGGCGACGGUCGCGUUUUUGGAAUGCGUGCAGGAGCUUCACGAAGCGCUCGUCCACUUUGCUCGCCAACCCUGGCCGCCGUACGCGUCCCCUGGUGUACAGACACCCUGGGAGCCUCCUGAACUCCCUUUCGCGGUAGAGAGCGACCGCGUCGGCGGCCUGUCCAUCCGGCUGCAGAUGAGCCAGGACGAGCGGUGGACGAAGGCCGUGAAGUAUCUGCUUAUCGAUCUGAAGUGGCUGCUUAGUUAUGUCGAGAGAGUCUGCGUCGUGUGCCCAUCUUCCUCCUAG
This is a messenger RNA of Neospora caninum, 1971 nucleotides long. RefSeq lists its product as hypothetical. Lineage: Eukaryota; Apicomplexa; Conoidasida; Eucoccidiorida; Sarcocystidae. The record is from RefSeq and is a predicted model, not a curated record. The coding region runs from base 1 to 1971 and encodes 656 amino acids. Gene Ontology annotation, cellular component: phagophore assembly site; phosphatidylinositol 3-kinase complex, class III, type II; phosphatidylinositol 3-kinase complex, class III, type I. The transcript is spliced from 7 exons. Gene Ontology annotation, biological process: autophagosome assembly; cellular response to nitrogen starvation; late endosome to vacuole transport.